AUGUCUUCGGAGUCAGGACAGGACAAAGAAAGGCUGGUUCAAGCUGCCAAAACAUUCUUUUUUCAUGUGCAAGCUUUUGCUUCCUUUACAAACACACUUACCAAAUUGUUUAACAGCGGUAUGAACAAUUGGAUCACCUGGUUGGCUGUGAAAGAAGAUGGUUAUAUUAAGGAUGUCUUUAAACACAUUCUCAUAAUUUUUAAGGAGACACAAUCUGUAGUGGAUGCAGAGGAUGACAAAAUGCAAAAGAAACCUUUAUUUUUCAGGAUUGGAACAGCUAUGGGUGAGAAGAGUGCCAAUGUAAAGAAGUUGCAUGAGUCAGCUAAAGAAGGAUCCAGAAAUGUCCAUGUACCACCUACUAUCUCUUGGGUGAAUAGUGGUAACAUCCCUGGGAUUUUGGAAUCUUUUCUUUCACUCUUGAUGAAGCAUCCCAUUAUGAAUCUUCAAUUAAGUGACUUCUGUAGAAACGACACCAAAGCACAACCAGAUGCUACCACAUCUGAGAAAAGCCCAACGGCAGACCCGUCCAAAACCAUUAUAGUAGACAAUGUGAAAAAGUUGCAGGGUGCAUUAGAAACCGAGACUACGAAGAAUAUUGAGUUAGCCACAGAGCAGUUGGAGCAAAUUAUCAAAACUGUGCGACCAAUCUGAGAGAUCCUCCAAAAAGCCCUAAAAACUGUGGAAAUGAACAUUUCUUGGAUUAAGAAAGCCAGACUAAUAGGAGUGCAACAGAAAGGCUCAUUUCUGUCAUAA
Molecule: messenger RNA, 753 nt
Organism: Phyllostomus discolor (pale spear-nosed bat)
Lineage: Eukaryota; Metazoa; Chordata; Mammalia; Chiroptera; Phyllostomidae
Gene: C2H12orf60
Product: chromosome 2 C12orf60 homolog
Source: RefSeq, a predicted model, not a curated record